This is a messenger RNA of Lindgomyces ingoldianus, 2442 nucleotides long. RefSeq lists its product as uncharacterized. The record is from RefSeq and is a predicted model, not a curated record. NCBI's taxonomy places the organism in Eukaryota, Fungi, Ascomycota, Dothideomycetes, Pleosporales, Lindgomycetaceae. The transcript has 23 exons. Bases 1 to 2442 code for a protein of 813 amino acids.
AUGUCUUUUACUCUGUCUUGUCCCCUCUCCUUCGAACUUGUUUUCACACGCACUUACAACAGGACAAUGGAGAGUCUGGAUCAAGACAGGAAUCCACAUCAUCGAUGCUCCCUACUACCUAAAGCAGAGUCCACAAAUUAUGCCCUCCCGCCAAUAGGUACUACGAAGCUUUUCGCUUUACAGCUCUUCGAUUUAGGAUUCUCAAGAUUUCACUGCAAUAACAGGAUGAUUCGCUUCACUGCCUGGUGGAUGAUGAAUUUGGAACUACGAGACAAUAUUUGCCCUUACUCGCGUAAAAUCCACAUCCCAUUAUAUUUACCAUAUACAGAGCAAUACCAAAAGUACUCCUCCAGUGCAUCCCCUUAUCACCCCGCAAAGCCGACAAUAAUCAAGCUACCCCUCGCUAUCCCUGCCCCAUCCACGGCAACACUGAUCGCACUAAUCCUUUGUAUAAUGACUCCAUCAAGCUGUACAGACGCUUUGCCACAUCGCGAUGGGGUCGUCAUCGCAUUCGGAGCAAUACCAACAGCCUUUCCUUUCCAUCAUCGCCAGGUGCGGAUCUUCUGUCUCGAUGCUCCCAUAUCUGGCGCAUCUUUGAUACUCUGCCGUGUAAAUAUACUUGCCGCUCAGAAUCAGCGGCUUGAAUUGUGGACAAGAACACCAAACUUGACUUGCCGAAAGACAUCGAACUUGACGCUUGCUGAUUGCUUCUUGUAUGGAGUUCGCGAGCUGUUUCCCUCGCUGUAUUUGUGGGCAAUUUUUGAGCAUCCUUUGGAUGUGAGUCAAGAGUACAGAUUAGGAAGUGCACCUGUUACUAUCGAAUCCUCCAGGCUGUGCUUCAGUAAAGUCCCCGAACAUGAAUGUCAACACAUUACCGAAAGAAAAGCGAGGACUCUGCUUUCCCUUAAGCUGAAUCUCGAGGCCACAUAUCUGCUAUUCAAAAGCGCUUUCAAAUUUCUCUAUAACUUUUCUCUGUUCAAGGGGUAUUGCUCUUGUCUCUUCAUGAGCAUUCGUAAGUAUCAGUUGUUGAUAAGAAGCAGUGAAUACCUAGAGCUCGUUUUACAACGACUGGUAAUCGAGUUGCACCUCAUUCACGCUAUUGUGCUCCUGUUACCGGAUGAAUUACGUCGACGAGUUUCUUGCAUUUCAGUAUUUGAUGCAUUUACUUAUGGUACCUCUGGAGAAAGACUGACCUUGAUAUCCUACUUGGGCCAUAUUAGCCUAAUGGAUCUUCCGCGGAGCCUACCUUGCUUUGACCGUGAUGAAUCCUCCACGACGCUAGCCUCCAUCUUUAUAUGUCUCGUUCAGAUUGCUCUGGAUAUAAACCCGACCCCAUCCUGGUUCUGCGAACUUAUACCUCUAGUAUCUUUCGGAUCUUUGAUGCAGCUAAUGGGCUAUCUGAAAUUGGGCAUUACUUCGACUGAAGACGGCAAUUUGAUGGUAGUGAAUUGCCACUUUCUUACACUUGACAACAUGCCAAGUCUUGUUCAAGCAUCUCUCGCUAGAUUUCUACUUGAGCGACUACGAGCGCUAACAUUGUUUGGCAGCCGAAUACCGGCAUUCAGUUGGCUGAAGUCGGUGACAGCUUUGGAAAGGCUCGAUUAUAUCCUAGUCGGAGAGUUACGGAUAUUAUGGCUGUUACUUUCUAACCACUACUUCACUAUUCUAUCGUUAGACUCACCACUUACUCUAGUAUUUGUUUCAUCAUUUGAUAUAACCCUUGCACAGUUUCCAGUAUGUCAGUCUUCAUCAAUACCUGCACCUGCAGCACCUCUGCAAAUCCUCCUCGUCCAUUUACCAGACCAACGCUCCAUUUUGUUUCCUACACUCCGCUUCACCCUGGCUUCUACUCCAUCAUUUUCAAUCUCAACCCGAUUAAGCCCUGAUGCGAGUUUCUUCCAGAAGGACAUCCUUGCCGACCCGAUCACUACACCUAAGCUCGCAAUCACAGGGGGGGAAAAAAACCAGAAGAUACUGAGUGUUUGCUUUACGGCGUCUUCGUCCCACUCUCAACUUCACAGCUGUGCGUCUGAUCCUCGCACAGAAUUCAAGUUAAAUAUUGCAACAAUCAAGCCUGAAAAUCAAUCACAGAUCAACUGCCAGGCGCCUUACUUUUGGCCAUCAAAAACCUGGCGACUGGAGAUGAUGUGGAGCCCGCCUUGGAGUAUCCCAGAUGAGCGAGGUGUUAAGGCUGUUGCAAUAUACGCCAACCUCGAGUUUAGUCUUACAGAAAGAACUAGGUUCAUCUUCGUCGAAAACUCUAGUAACGGCGUCUGGACUAUCACAGAAAGAGUAAACUCCAACCUGAUGGUUAAUGUUGUCACCUAUGGCGAUGGAAUCAUUCUCAAUGGCUGGUGGUUGGAGUCAUCAAAGGAAAUUUACAGACUCAAGCCGGGCUUCGGAAAGUAUAAAGUGAAGAAUUCUCAUAUUUUCGCUUUCUAA